Rosa chinensis is the source of this 1843-nucleotide messenger RNA. RefSeq lists its product as uncharacterized. The coding region runs from base 1171 to 1692 and encodes 173 amino acids. The transcript is spliced from 4 exons. Lineage: Eukaryota; Viridiplantae; Streptophyta; Magnoliopsida; Rosales; Rosaceae. The record is from RefSeq and is a predicted model, not a curated record.
UCAAAGAUCUAAAACCCACUAAACCCAAAUCGAUGCUCUCUGCUCUAGCCAGAGUUCCACUUCUUGUAUUCCACUAAAUCACUAGCUACCUACUUUCCCGAAAGAAGGUUUCUUUCUCUGGAAACACCAUGAAUCCAAGGAAAAGACAAACAGUGAUCAGAAGCAUCAGAGCAAAAGGAGAACAACGGCAGCCCACAGGUCCUUGCCGAAUCCGGCAACUUCCAUCGGCUUUAGUCAUGGAAAUUCUCUCCAGGCUCACUCCCAACACUCUCAUCAACUGCAGGUGCGUUUGCAAAUCAUGGCUUUUUGUGAUUUCCCACCCUCAUUUUAAUCGUCUUCUCCAUUCAAGAUCCCCAAUUGGCAUCUUGAUCCAGACAUUUCCUCAUCCCAUCAGAUGGAAAGGGAGGAUACUAGAGUUCACCCAGAUAGUAGAAUGUGCUGCUCCUGAUUUGCAGCUAGAGAAGAUGAGUUUUCGUCCCAAAGUUAGCAUACCGCUUAUCGGUGACAAAGAGGGUUUCAUUACGAAAUAUGGUUUGUUAAACUCCUGCAAUGGUUUGCUUUGCUUGUCUGGACCGAAAAGAAAUGAUAUCUUGUAUGUGUGUAAUCCAAUUUUGGGUGAGUUCAUCACCACAGCACCUCUUAAAAAUGGUAUAGACUACCUCGCUUUUAAUGGACUUGGUUUUAGUGCUGCUACCAAUGAGUACAAAGUGUUAAAGACUUGCCAGGCGAAUCAGGCUCAGAUAUACACCAUUGGUACUGGAGUUUGGAGAGACAUUGGACAGGCUCCUUUUGGCAUUGUGCGGUUUCCGUUUAAUGCUUUUCUACAUGGAGCUCUUCAUUGGGCUACCCAGUAUUGGUCGGGUUAUGAGUUUAUGCAUUCCUUCAACUUUGAAACAGAAAAGUUUCAAACAAUACCCCCACCUAGCCACUUUGCACCGAAAAGGAAACUUAAAGAGCGGGUAACCUUGGGAGUGCUGGGAGGUUGUCUCCUCUUAUGUGCCUUUGAAGAUGACAGUAGCAAAUUUGAUAUGUGGGUUAUGAAGGAUUAUGGUGUCCAAGAGUCUUGGACAAAGUUUCUUGUUAUUGAAAACUUGAGCCCCACAAGAAGUUUGACACGUGCAGACUAUGAACCAAUUAUGUUCUUGAGUAACGGUGAAAUCUUAAUGUCGUAUGGUGCUUCUGCUGUGGUUUUGUUAUAAUCCAGAAACAAAGAGUUUCAAGGAAACUAGUAUUGGUCCGAUUGGGUUAGGAUUUGUCGCUACGUCUUAUAGUCCAUCCUUUGUUUCACUCUACUAUAUUUCAAAAGGAGAGGAGGUGGAAAGUGUAAGAGACAAUGAGAACUUCAAUAAGCUGUUUCAUAAAGGAAGUAGUAGUUCUGCUUGUUCUGUGAGGCCACCCCAUAAGUCCACAAAACUCAACCCAGGGAAUUGCCAGCCUGUUGUUCAAGAGGGUCUCCCUAGGCCUAGAAUCAUAGCUUCCUCUGUUGCUUCCUCAAAACUCAACCCAGGCUAUUGUUCCCCUGCUGUUCAAGAGGGCCUCCCUAGCUCUAGAGCCAAAACUUGCUCUGUAAGUCUGGGUUUCACUUUGAGGAUUGGGAGUGAAUGUGCUAUAUGUGGUGGGCAAUUGGGCUAUGUAUUCAGAGGUAAAGGAUUCGCAAUGUGUCAAAAAUGUUUUGACUCAAGUUCCUCCUAAGAACUUUUCAUUUCCUUGUUGUAAGGCCGUAGCCACUCUCUGCUUGUUUCUCAACUCUCUUUCUAUAGAGCAAAAAUGCAGGGGUGAUGACCUUUUGUUAUUCCUAGUUACUUGAAUUCGCAAGUACUGAAUAUGAAACUUUCCAUUUAAA